Molecule: messenger RNA, 3858 nt
Organism: Pseudophryne corroboree (corroboree frog)
Lineage: Eukaryota; Metazoa; Chordata; Amphibia; Anura; Myobatrachidae
Product: zinc finger protein 585A-like
Exons: 2
Coding region: 39-2711 (890 amino acids)
Biological process (GO): negative regulation of transcription by RNA polymerase II
Molecular function (GO): DNA-binding transcription repressor activity, RNA polymerase II-specific
Source: RefSeq, a predicted model, not a curated record
AUGGACACACAAGCAGGAAUAUCUCAGAAGGACAUCUAAUGUUAUCCCUGGAUUGUGACAUAAAAGAUAAUGACAGUAGACAGGAUUCUCCAGGAGAUAACCCCAUUACCCCAAUUGUACAUCCAGCUCUAUCAGCUGAUCCCUCUGAUCCAGGGAAAUGUUCUCCUGAUCACUCUGAUAUUGGUGCAUCUGUUACAGCACUGACAGUAGAUACAGUGUUUCCCUGUUCUAUAGAUGCCAAAUGUUUUACACAAAACACAAAGCCUAUUACCCAUCAGACAGGUAAGGCAGGUGAGAGGCCAUUUCCAUGUUCUAAGUGUGGGAAAUGUUUUGCACAGAAAUCAUCUCUUGUUAUACAUGAGAGAAGUCACACAGGUAAGAAGCCAUUUUCAUGUUCUGAGUGUGGGAAAUGUUUUACAUCCAAAUCAUAUUUUGUUAUACAUCAGAAAACUCACAUAGGUGAGAGUCCAUUUACAUGUUCUGAGUGUGGGAAAUGUUUUACACGUAAAUCACAUCUUGUUCAACAUGAGAGAAGUCACACCGGUGAGAAGCCAUUUUCAUGUUCUGAGUGUGGGAAAUGUUUUACACGGAAAUCACAUCUUGUUCAACAUGAGAGAAGUCACACCGGAGAGAAGCCAUUUUCAUGUUCUGAAUGUGGAAAACGUUUUUCACACAAGUCUUGUCUUGUUAUACAUGAGAGAAAUCACACCGGAGAGGGGCCAAUUUCAUGUUCUGAGUGUGGGAAAUGUUUUGCACAGAAAUCAACUCUUGUUAGACAUGAGAGAAGUCACACCGGAGAGAAGCCAUUUACAUGUUCUGAGUGUGGGAAAUGUUUUUCACUAAAAUCAAAUCUUGUUCAACAUGAAAGAAGUCACACUGGAGAGAAGCCAUUUUUUUGUUCUGAGUGUGGAAAAGGUUUUUCACACAAGUCAUAUCUUGUUAUACAUGAGAGAAGUCACACCGGAGAGAAGCCAUUUUCAUGUUCUGAGUGUGGAAAAGGUUUUUCACACAAGUCAUAUCUUGUUAUACAUGAGAGAAGUCACACAGGUGAGAAGCCAUUUGCAUGUUCUGAGUGUGGAAAAGGUUUUUCACACAAGUCCUAUCUUGUUAGACAUGAAAGAAGUCACACAAGUGAGAAGCCAUUUUCAUGUUCUGAGUGUGGCAAAUGUUUUAUACGGAAAUCACAUCUUGUUAGACAUGAGAGAAGUCACACAGGUGAGAAGCCAUUUUCAUGUACUGAGUGUGGGAAAGGGUUUAUACAAAAAUCACAUCUUGUUCGACAUGAGAGAAGUCACACUGGAGAGAAGCCAUUUUCAUGUUCUGAGUGUGGGAAAGGUUUUAUACGGAAAUCACAUCUUGUUCAACAUGAGAGAACUCACAGAGGUGUGAAGCAAUUUGGACACACAAGCAGGAAUAUCUCAGAAGGACAUCUAAUGUUAUCCCCGGAUUGUGACAUAAAAGAUAAUGACAGUAGACAGGAUUCUCCAGGCGAUAACCCCAUUACCCCAAUUAUACAUCCAGCUCUAUCAGCUGAUCCCUCUGAUCCUGGGAAAUGUUCUCCUGAUCACUCUGAUAUUGGUGCAUCUGUUACAGCUCUGACAGUAGAUACAGAGUUUCCAUGUUCUAUAGAUGCCAAAUGUUUUACACAGAACACAAAGCUUAUUACCCAUCAUCCAGCUAAGGCAGGUGAGAGGCCACUGAUAUGUUCUGAGUGUGGGAAAUGUUUUACAAAGAAAUCAGCUCUUGUUACACAUCACAGAAGUCACACAGGUGAGAAGCCGUUUUCCUGUUCUGAGUGUGGGAAAUGUUUUACACAGAAAUCAGCUCUUGUUACACAUCAGAGAAGUCACACAGGUGUGAAGCCGUUUUCCUGUUCUGAGUGUGGGAAAUGUUUUGCAUUGAAAUCAGUUCUUGUUAAACAUCAGAAUAGUCACUCAGGUGAGAAGCCGUUUUCCUGUUAUGAGUGUGGGAAAUGUUUUGCACUCAACUCAAAUCUUGCUACACAUCAGAGAAGUCACACAGGUGAGAAGCCGUUUUCCUGUUCUGAGUGUGGGAAAUGUUUUGCACGCAACUCAAAUCUUGCUACACAUCAGAGAAAUCACACAGGUGAGAAGCCGUUUUCCUGUUCUGAGUGUGGGAAAUGUUUUACAAAGAAAUCAACUCUUGUUAUACAUCAGAGAAGUCACACAGGUGAGAAGCCGUUUUCCUGUUCUGAGUGUGGGAAAUGUUUUACAAAGAAAUCCGCUCUUGUUACACAUCAGAGAAGUCACACAGGUGAGAAGCCGUUUUCCUGUUCUGAGUGUGGGAAAUGUUUUACACAGAAAUCAGUUCUUGUUACACAUCAGAGAAGUCACACAGGUGUGAAGCCGUUUUCCUGUUCUGAGUGUGGGAAAUGUUUCGCAAUUAAAUCAGAUCUUGUUACACAUCAGAGAAGUCACACAGGUGAGAAGCCGUUUUCCUGUUCUGAGUGUGGGAAAUGGUUUACACAGAAAUCAUCUCUUGUUACACAUCAGAGAAGUCACACAGGUGAGAAGCCGUAUUCCUGUUCUGAGUGUGGGAAAUGUUUCACACAGAAAUCACAUCUUGUUACACAUCAGAGAUGUCACACAGGUGAGAAGCCAUUUUCAUGCUGUGAGAGAAAUAAAUCCGCUCUUGUUGAACACAUUAGACAUUACCCAAGUACGGAACCAUUUAAAUCUUCUGGAGUAUAAUCAUCACUGUCGUCCAAUGUUCCUCAAGGGUGAAUCCUAUCUCCUAUGCUUUAUAAAAUAUACAUGCUAGCACUGGGUGAUAUAAUCAGACGUCAUGGCCUGGUCUACCACUGCUAUGCAGAUGACCUGCUUUUUGCUCCAUGUACUGAGAACCUAAUACCAAUAAAUGGUUGUCUAGCUGAGCGCCAGGGGUGGAUGAUGCCAGUUGGCUAUGACUCAGUCUUUGUGAAACAUAAUAGAAGCUCACCAACAAAGGACAAGACUACAGCUUUACCAACCAUCUGGAUUUAUGCUUUGGUGUUCAGAAUCGCAAAAUACUGAACGUGUGCUGAAUCUUUGUGUUGUCCUAGUAUGUGGCUGACACAGACAUCAGGUAUCUGCCACAUACAAAUCCUCAUUCUUCCAUCUGUGGACCAUAGCCAGAAUCAAACAUUUGAUUCCCUCGGAAGUUCAUAGACUACUGCAAUGCCAUCUACCUGGGUCACCCAGCAAAAUAAUUACAGAGCUUGCAGAUAGUACAUAAUGCAGCAGCCAAGCUGUUACCUAACCAGCCCGUUCCUGCCACAUAACACCCAUUCUCUGCUCCCUUCACCGGCUGCCUGUAAGAUGACAAAUCUAUUUCAUAAUUGGCUAACUGACCUUCCCAGCCCAACAUUACAUGGUCCAAGGUGCUAGAAGCAGCUUCUGUCUCCUUACUGCCCUGCUUGCUUGCUUCUACAGAUGAAGGACUGUUACCAGCAGUACCAAGAAUCUCCUGUCAUUCAUUUAAGGGUCAAAUUUUUAACUUUGCAGCCCUUACCAUGGAACGUACUGCCUUGCACAGUCCAAGAGACCACCACUCUAGAGAACGUCACAAAUAGACUGAUGACUGCUACUCACGCUUUUCAUUAAUGUACCUCUAUUUACUUCCUAAAUAAUACAUCCUAAAUGCUUAGGUCUUUUUUCUGCUGUUUAUUUUGUAUCUUGUGCUUUGUGUAAAUGUGAAUGUCUAAUACCAGUUUGCACAAUCUGUAUUGCUGCACGACAAUAUGGCGGCCAUUGGAACAUGUUUUCACUUCUAGUUUGCCUAACUUGUUGCAGACACUCAUCUUGAUCAGGAGUGCUGAGUGUUUUCUGAUACAAGAUCCUAUCUAUAUAUACCCUGUAU